AUGGAGAGUCAGACCAACAGUAAAGCGACAAGCUACCUAAAAACCCACCAACGCAUCCACACUGGAGAAAGCCCAUAUGAAUGUGACCAGUGUGGAAAUGCUUUCAUCACAGCAGGUUCCCUAAAACUCCACCAACGCACCCACACUGGAGAAAGACCAUAUGCGUGUGACCAGUGUGGAAAUGCUUUCACCAGAGCAGGUUCCCUAAAACUCCACCAACGCACCCACACUGGAGAAAGACCAUAUGCGUGUGACCAGUGUGGAAAUGCUUUCACCCAAGCAGGUAACCUAAAAACCCACCAACGCACCCACACUGGAGAAAGGCCAUAUGAGUGUGACCAGUGUGGAAGUACUUUCACCACAGCAGGUCACCUAAAAAUCCACCAACGCAUCCACACUGGAGACAAACCAUAUGAGUGUAACCAGUGUGGAAAUGCUUUCACCACAGCAAGUGACCUUAAAAGACACCAACGCAUCCACACUGGAGAAAGACGAUAUGAGUGUGACCAGUGUGGAAAUGCUUUCACCACAGCAAGUGACCUUAAAAUCCACCAACGCAUCCACACUGGAGAAAGACCAUAUGAGUGUGACCAGUGUGGAAAUGCUUUCACCACAGCAAGUUACUUGAAAAUCCACCAACGCAUCCACACUGGAGAAAAACCAUAUGCCUGUGAUAAAUGUGGAAAGAAUUUCAUCCGAAUUGCUGGGCUUAUAUGUCACCAACGCAUCCACACUGGAGAAAGACCAUAUGCCUGUGGCCAAUGCGGAAAGAAUUUCACCCAGAUGACUGGGCUUAUAUGUCACCAACGCAUCCACACUGGAAAAAGACCAUUUAACUGUGACCACUGUGGAAAUGCUUUCACCACAACAAGUCACCUAAAAAUCCACCAACGCAGCCACACAGGAGAAAGACCGUAUGAGUGUGACCAGUGUGGAAAGAAUUUCACUCAAAUGUGUGUGCUUAAACUCCACCAACGUAUCCACACUGGAGAAAAACCAUAUGAGUGUGACCAGUGUGGAAAGGCUUUCACCACAGCAAGUGACCUAAAAAUCCACCAACGCAUCCACACUGGAGAAAGACCAUUUGUGUGUGACUAG
Messenger RNA from Sphaeramia orbicularis (orbiculate cardinalfish), 1098 nucleotides. RefSeq names its product zinc finger protein 2 homolog. The record is from RefSeq and is a predicted model, not a curated record. Gene Ontology annotation, biological process: regulation of transcription by RNA polymerase II. The coding region runs from base 1 to 1098 and encodes 365 amino acids. NCBI's taxonomy places the organism in Eukaryota, Metazoa, Chordata, Actinopteri, Kurtiformes, Apogonidae. The transcript is spliced from 2 exons. Gene Ontology annotation, molecular function: RNA polymerase II cis-regulatory region sequence-specific DNA binding; DNA-binding transcription factor activity.